Molecule: messenger RNA, 768 nt
Organism: Anisakis simplex (herring worm)
Lineage: Eukaryota; Metazoa; Nematoda; Chromadorea; Rhabditida; Anisakidae
Source: the annotation of a GenBank genome assembly
AUGUUGGCUCGACGCAGUCCAUAUUAUGAUUCGAGUUAUGCGUAUUUGGAUGUGAGGAAUCAAAAGACUGGCCAUCAACGUACGAUUUGCGUCAAUUACGAGCAGUGGCGCAACGGUAAAUUACCGGAAACAGCUGCUGAAGCGGAGGAAUUAAGGUUGGGUUGGUGGGGCGGUGAGGUGAACAACACGAAUGUGUGUGUGAAAAAUGCAUCGUUGACGUUCAACCAGAGCGCAGUGGCGUUGAACUAUCGUUUGGAGCGAGAGGACGGUGCUUGUGCGUUGCCAUUCGUCGCGACGAAUACAUCGUUUAAGGAUGCUGCCAACUAUAUGGCAAGUUUUUUGACUGACCGAACCAAGUCGUUGUCUCUUAUGUGGAAUUUUGCAGAUGAAAUGAUGGCUGAACAAGUGAGUGUAGGUCUAUUGUUGGUGGAAAAGGGACGGCAGUUCGUCAGUAAAUGGGCUGAUUAUUUGUUCUCGGAAUUCUACGAUCCAGACAUGGAUGUUACGUUAAAAUUACCAACGUUUUUCAUCUACAAACGAGUAUUUUUCGAUGAAGUUGUUGGUCUAAGUGAGGCAUCACCGUUGGGCAGCGAUCUGUCGCUACGAUUCUAUCGACCGCAGUCAUCCGUUUGGGAUUUAUCGAUGCUCAUCGUUUGGCUGUUGGCUGUGUUUUGCGUUGGUGUCGGAGGUUGCGAAGAACGUCGUAUAGCCGAGCAAGAUAUGCAGGCGGACAUUGCCCCUUUGGGAUUGCAGCAGCAAAUGGAACGA